This is a messenger RNA of Rotaria sp. Silwood1, 1698 nucleotides long. The record is from the annotation of a GenBank genome assembly. Lineage: Eukaryota; Metazoa; Rotifera; Eurotatoria; Philodinida; Philodinidae.
AUGUUUUUUAUUGAUCAAUUAAAUCUAUUAUUUUUAUUCAUUAAUAUUAUUUUACGAUGUUUUGCUGGUACAUCUCCACGUGGUACUAGAAAAGAAGUUAAUCAAGCUCUUGCUACUGGUAUACGUUCAUUGAAUCUCGAUAGUGAUGAUGAAGAAGAUAAGAAUGAACAUGGAUCAGCACAUCUGCCUUCAUUAACACGAGUUGAUGAAACUUUUAGUGAUGAUGAAGAUGAAGGACACGGUGCUAGUAGUACGGAUACGAGUAGUAGAUUAUCAGCAAAAGUGUCAUUCUAUAGACCACCAAAGCAAUUUACACUUAGUGAAUCUGAAAGUGAUGAUGAAUCAAGUUUUCGACGUGAACAAAUCUCUGGAACAUCAGGGCUUGGUUCGGAUUCUCCAUCAAUUGAUCAAUCGGAUAGUGAUCGAAGUCGACUUUUAUUUGAUCAAAGUAUUGAAGGUAGAGAUCCUGGUACUUUAGUGGGUCUUGAAUCACCUAUUGGACCGAAAAUUGCUGGUGGUACACCAACACUUGGUCUUUCUAUUGAUCGUUCAAAAAUAUAUUCUCGACAUAAUUGGAAAAAGUUUCAGAAUGAACCAAGAUUUCUCGCUUCGAGUCCUGGAGAUCGUCAAUCACCAAAAAGAUUCUUCGUUCCUGAAACUCCAAGUUAUGGAUCUGUUUCUUUCGAUGAUUUUUUGUCACCGCCACCACGCACUGGUCCACUUGGUUCUGAUCCAGUUGCAUCCUUAAAUGAACUUUAUUAUUCUCCAACAGGUGUUUUUAAUCUUGACAAAAAUUUAUGGUCACAAGAAGAUCGUCGUUAUAUAAAAGCUCCAAAACCUCCAUUAGCUCCCGGAAGUCAUCCAAUCGGUAUUAUGUCAGUAAAAGGUCGAGAAAUACCAAGAGAAUUUCUUCAAGUUGUUGAAUUUGGUCGAAAAAAUAAUAAUAAAGCAUUAAGCAAUAUGAUAUGGAAAAAAACAUUUAUAUCUGGUAAUUCUGCAACUGUUUAUGGUAUUGAAUUAAAUGGUGAAAAUUUAAUUCUUAAAAUUACUAAACAUAAUUAUAUUGGUGGUUCACAUAGUAAUGAAAUCCCACAAUGUGUUCGUGAAGAUGACAUUGAAUCAUUACAUAGAGCUGAUAAUCCUUGUAAUCAUAAACCAGAAAAUGGUCUUAUUCAAAAAUCUUCGUGUUCAGCUGAUCCUAAGUUAGUUCCAUUUGAAUAUUAUAUUGCAGAAAAAGUUGCUCUUACACGUGGUUUAAUGCCAGCUGCAGCGAGUAUACCAAAUACAUUUGCAAAAGAUAAAAAUGAAUGGUAUUUAAUAUUUGAAGAAUUACCUGGUAUAUCACCAUUAAAAUACGGUGAAAAUAUAUUAGAACGUCUUGCUAAACCAUUAAUUCGACAACAAUUAGAAGCAUUGAAACAAAUUGCUCAAUGCCAUAUAAUGCAUCUUGAUGCUCAUUGGGGAAAUAUAUUAUAUUCUCCUGAACGUGGUAUACAAUUAAUUGAUUUUGGAAUUGCAACACUUGUGGAUCGAUUUGAAUUACCUGAUUCGAAAGCAACAUUAAUAAUAACAUUUACUUUUGAUCGAUGUUUAGAUUGUGAAGCAUCCAAAUUAGGACGAGAUUUUCAACAAUUAAUUAAAAAUAAUUAUCCUAUUGAUGGUCAUACUCUUCUUACUCAUCCAUGGUUACAAUAUUAA